This is a messenger RNA of Closterium sp. Naga37s-1, 9933 nucleotides long. NCBI's taxonomy places the organism in Eukaryota, Viridiplantae, Streptophyta, Zygnematophyceae, Desmidiales, Closteriaceae. The record is from the annotation of a GenBank genome assembly.
AUGCGCCGUUCGAGCCGAUGGGAGAAGGCAGACGAAGCGAGCGAUCCGGACGUUAGCGACGCGGAAGGAAGCGGCGAAGGCGGCGCAGCGGAGAGACGGCGGUGGCGGAAAAGCGACGAGGGGAAGCAGCAGCAUGAGGAGGGGAAGCAGCCGCACGGCCGUAGCAGGCAAGGCCACACCGAAUCGCAUCAUACAUCCCGCCACCGUCAUCACCACCACCACCACCGGCAUAAGGACCGAUCCAGGCACACGCGCCGCCGGCACAACGAAUCGGACGACUACGAAUCACCGGGAUCCGCGUCAGAUUACGAGGCGUCUCGCGACAAUGACGUGGCGGAAGCGGCUACAACCGUCCCUGCUACAGCCGCUACAGCCGCUACAGCCGCUACAGCUGCUACAGCUACUUUCGCGACGCCAAUAGGCGGCAGCGGGGCUGCCGCCUUCCCUUACCGAAAGGACCGACAUUCCGCAAAUAGGUCUUCCGGAUCCGCGAAACGCGCGCAGAGCAGGGAGGAGGAGGAGAAUGGCGAGGGGUUGGAUCGUCAGCGGCAGAUCGAAGGAGAGAGGAGCCGGGACCGGGACGACGAUAGGGAUUCUAAACGCCGGAGAAGGCACCGAUUGGAGAAGGGGGAUAGGGGAACCGGUAGUCCGGAUAGGAGCCAUGAUGUCGGUGAUAGAAAUGAUUUUCCGGAUCGCAGUCGGCGAAAGAGUCCGGAGAGAGGUUUUGCGCGGUUGAAAGGGAAGGGAGGCGGUGACGGUCGGCGUGAGCUGUCGUUUCAGGCGGAUCCCGCAGCAAAGGCGUCGCAGAAGGCGUCGCAGAAGACGUCGCAGGCGGCGGCUGUCGCACGGCCUGUCGCAGGGCAGGUUGGCGACGCGGGCGACGAUGGCGACGACGACGCGCACUGGAACGCGCGGUUCGUGGACAUUGAUGCGAUCGAGGUCGCGUUCGAGGCGCCACGGAGCCCGCUGUUUGAGGAUCUCGAGGGGCCUGAAGACCUAGAGCGGUUCGGGGAAGGUGGGGUAUUAACUACGGAGGCUCUUAUAGGGACGUAUGAAGACAAGCAGGAGAAACUGGGGGUUUCGCGGCGGGAGGAGCGGAGGGAGAAGGGUAGCAGCAGGAAGGUGACGGAAGCGAGUAGUGAGGACGAGAAAAGAGAAGGGAGGGAGAGAAAGGGUGAUCAGGAGGAAGAGGGACAGAGGGGAGUGGAAAGGAGUGGCCGAGCCGGAAGAGCAAGGCAGGGAGGCAAGGUAGGGGAUGAGGCCGGUGAUGAGGAGUUGAAUCCGGUGAGGAGAAGGGAGGAAGUGGUGGAGGAGAGGGAAGAAAAGGGAGGAGAUGAGGAGGAGGGGGAUGAGGAGGAGGAAGAUGAGGAGGAAAUUGAGGGUGGGUCAGCAUUGCAUGGUAACCGGGAGAAGGGGAGGAACAGGGAGAGGGAGAGAAGGGGACGAGAGCGAGAGAGGGAGAGAGGAAGGGACAGGGAGCGUGACAGAGACGGGGAGAGGGACAGGGGGAAAGCACGGGAUGAAGGGGUAAGAGGGAAAGAGAGGAGGAGGAGGGAUGUGGAAGAGGAAUGGCAGGGUGACUAUAGGCGUGGUGAUUAUGGCGGGGAAGGGGAGCGUAGGGAGUGGAGGCAUGGGAAGCGAGGAGGCAGGCGGGCAGAUUCGCCGGGGCUGUCGUCUUCGUCAGAGCACGAGCAGCGGGACAUGGGAAAAGAGAGAGGCAAGGGGCAGAAAGGCCGAAUGCAGCAGCACAAGGAGGAAGACGAGGGAGGGCGAUUCUCUAGACGUCUCAAAAACCCUAAUAUCGUUUUUCCCUUCUUCCUCCCUUCAGAGCACGAGCAGCGGGACGUGGGGAAGGAGAGAGGCAAGGGGCAGAAAGGGCGUCAGCAGCGGCACAAGGAGGACGACGAGGGCAGCCCAGUGACAGUGGCCAGGGGCAGCGGAAAGGGUGCCAAGGCGGGCAGUAGAGACGGCAGGACUUUUGAGACGUCUCAAAAGGAAGACGAGGGCAGUCCAGUGGCAGGUCUCAGGGGCAGCGGAAAGGGUGCCAAGGCGGGCGGACGGGAAGGUAGGGCUUCGUUUAUUAAGGACGGAGAGAAGUAUGAAGGAGAGGAGAAGGGGAGAGGAGAAGGGAGGAGGUGGGGCAGGGAUCGGAAGAGGGAGGAGGAGGAAGAGGAGGGUGAAGAAGAGGGGAGGAGAGGCAAGGAGAGGGUUGGGAGGGGGAGGGAGAGGGGGAGAGAGAAGGGUGGGGAUGGGAGGAAGGAGCGGAGGGAUAGGGAGCAUGGGGGAAAGAAGGGAGGUGUGGAGAAUGAAAUUGAGCUGGAAGCAGAAACGGAGAGGCUUAAAGAGAGUACAAAUGCUCCUAUCGACUAUGAGGGUACCGACAGGGUGGCGAGGGAGGUGGAAGCAGGGGGGGGAAGGGUGGUGAAGGUAUCAAUUGAGAGAGUUAAGCUUGGGAAGGUAUUAUCUGGGGAAGCAGCUGCUGCUGCCGGCGUUACUGCCAACGCCGCCGCUGCUGCUGCUGAUGGCGGUGUUGCUGCUGUGACCGGUGCUGCUGCUGCUGCAGACUCUACUGUGCUGGGGAGACGGGGUCUGAAGCUAGAGGGACCAGGCAGCAAGCGGGGGCCGGGUGGUGGUGAGGACAAGGGGAAGGUUGAGGCUCCCGUUGCUCGCGAGGCAAGGCAGGGACGCACGUUUGAGGCGCCUGGAAGAGAGAGCGAGGGGCGGGAACAGGCAGAGGCAGCGGGGAGGGAGGGAGCGGCGGGAGGUGAAGGGGAUGAAGCGAAUGAGGGGCUGAAACUAGUGGGGACAGGGAAGGGUGGCGGUGGUGCUGCUGCUGCUGGUGCUGCUGGUGACGCAGGUUUUGUGGGUUCACAGCCGCUUAUGAAGGCAAGGGAAAGGGCAGAGGCGGGUGAUGGAAGCGGAAAGAGGGGGGCAGGGAGUGCGAAGGGAGGAAAGGGAGAAGAGGGCGAGAAGGGGGAGAAGGGUGAGAAGGGGGAAAGGGAGGGGUCGAUUGGAGAAGGGGGGCUUUGGCAGCAGCAGUUGAACAAUGAGAAAGGAGGGGAGAGAGGGGCAAAAGGUCGUAGGAGAGAGAGGGAGGAGAGAGGGAGAAGAGAGGGUGGUGAAGGGCUGGAAGGGGAAGAGGGUGAGGAGGAGUGGGGAGCGGAUGGGCGGGAGGGCGGGGGGAAAUGGGGCAAGGAGGCUGGGGAGGAUGAGGAGCAAUGGAAGAGGAAGCGGAGGAGGAGGAGGAGAGAGGGAUUUGGGGAGGAUGAGGGGGAGAGGAGAACGAGGAGAGGGGUAGGUGUUGGGGAGGAGGAGGAGGACGAGGAGAGGGGUGAAGAGGGGAGAGAAACGGAUGAAGAGGGGGGGGAAAGGGAGGGAGAAGGGGAGGAGGAAGGGUAUGGGCGUGGGGGGAGGGGGCAUGGGGGGAGGGGCGGAAGGAGGGUUGAAAGGCAGGAGAGCGGUCGGACUUUUGGUGCUGGAAGGAAGGCGGAGAGAGGGGAAAGAGGGGAGAGGGGGGAGAGGGUGGAGAGAGGAGAGAGAGGGGAGAGGGCCGAAGGAGUGGAGAGAGGAGGGAGAGGGGAGAGGAUGGAAAGGGGGGGAAGAGGCGAGAGGGGCGAGAGGGGUGAGAGGGGGGAGAGGGGGGAAAGGGAGGCCAGAUGGUGGUCUGGUCGGGAGGGACGAUUUCGAAGGGAUGGGGAGAGGGAUAAGGAGAGAGAGAGAGAUUGGGAGAGGGAGCGUGACUGGGACCGGGAGCGAGAGUGGGAGAGGGAGAGGGAGGGCGAGUGGGGAAGGAGGGAGUGGGAGAGGAGGGAGAGGGAGAGAGGGGAGAGGGACAGAGAUAGGGAGAGGGAGAGGGAGUGGGAAGGAGGGAGGGAGAGAGAGAGAGGGGGGAUGUAUCAGGAUGAAUAUGGAGGGGAGAGAGUGGGGAGGGCGAAGCGAGAGGGAUCAGUCAUGGGAUCUAGUGUGGCAGGGGAGGGAGCAGUGGUAGACGAGGCAAGGAGGGGGAAGGAGCGAGAGCGGGAGAGGGAGAGGGGGCGAGAUCGGGACAGGGAGAGCCAGAUGGAGGGGGAGAAAGGAGGCUUUGAUGGGGACAGGGGGAUGGGUGAGGGGCGGAGAGGAGUGGGAGCGGGAGGAGGGGGAGGAGCAGGGGGAGCAGGGGUGGCAGGGGGAGGGGAAGGAGGAGGAGGAGGGGGAGGAGGGGGAGGGGAGUGGCAAGGGCGGUCUGAUAUGGCCCCUGGGCUAAAGAGAGGACGGGAAGGGGGAGGAGGAGGACGAGAAGGGGGAGGAGGAGGAGGGGGACGAGAAGGGGGAGGAGGAGGAGGAGGAGGGGGAGGUGGGGCGGAUGCGUCCAACGACCCUUCUCUCCCCCCUCCCCCGCCCCUUCGCCCUGGUAUAGACGCACCCUCUGUUCUCCCUGCUCCACCGAACCUACCCGCAGGCCCAGGAAUGCCUUUUCCUGGGGGACUGGGUUCAGGGGCGGGGGUUCCGCCCUUCCCUGGGGGCGGGGGGAUGAUGGGCGCGCCCUUCCCCCCGCACCUGGGGGCUGGGGGACCCAGGGGCGCGGGCGGAGGGGGGUCCCCAGGGGCAGGCGCGCACAUGCGCGAAUUAGGGUUUGGGCGAGGGGGGCCUGGGCCGGGGUUCAAACCAGGGGCGGGGGGAGGAGCGGGGGGAGGCGUGGGGGGAGGGGCGGGGGGAGGCAUGGGGAAGGGGCCGGGGGAUGGAGCAGCAGCAGGUGGGGGGAAGGGGAGGGGAAGGGGAGGCGGAAGAUGGGGGGAUAUGGAGGGAGCGGGAGGGGAGGGGAUUAUCAGUUGGGAUGCAGGCUUGGGGGGGCAGGGGAGAGGGGGAGGGGGCAUGGGAGGCGCAGGGGGCGGGGGCCCUGGGGGAGGGGGGACUGGGGAGAGUGGCAGUGCCGGGGGGGGAGGAGCAGAGUCAGGAGGAGCAGGGGGCGGGGCUGGAGGCGGGGGAAGGAAAGAGGGAGAAGCAGGGAAGGGGGAAAGUGGGGCAGGAGGAGCAGGAGGAGCAGGGGGAGCAGGGGGGGCAGGGGGAGGAGAUGGGGGUAGUGCUGGGGGAAGUGGGGGGCCUGGGCCAGCUGGGGCAGGGCAAGGCGUGGCAGGGAGGGGAGGAGGGGGCAUUUCAGGGGGUCUUUCAGGGGGUAUUUCCCCUGGUGGAGGCAUGGGGGUUGGUGGGGGCCCGGGCAUUGGGGCAAUGGGAGGAAUGGGGGGGAAUAUGACCCCUCACCAGCACCACCAGCAGCAGCAGAACCAGCAACAGCAGCAGAAGAGGCAAGAAAAGGAUUUGGAUGGGAAGGGGAAGGAGGGGGAAGAUGGGAAAGAGGAUGCGAAGCAGGAGGGGGAGGAUGGGGGCAAGGGGGAAGCGAAGCGGGGAGUGGGUAAGGGUGAUGAAGGGGUGAAAGGGGCAGUGGUUGAUAAAGCAGUGAAAGAGGAGGGUGCGGAGGAGAGGGAGGGGCAGGAGGUGAAGGAAGAGGGGGAGGAGGAGAGACAGAGCGUUGACUCUGAGCAACGACAGAAAGAGCAAAAGCAGCAGCAACAGCAGCCGGAACAGCCGUCUCACUCCCCCGCUUCUCUUCCACCUUCUGCCAUCUCUCACAAGCAACCGCCACAUCAGCAGGUGCCACAUCAGCCACCGCAGACGCCACAUCAGCAGCAGCCGCCUGCGAACCAGGGCAGAAACCGUUGGUCACACCCUGGAAACUCACCUGGAGGGCCUGGGGGGCACCUGAACACGCCCCCCCUGGGUCCCCUCUCUCCUGGCCUCUUCCCAGGUGUGCUGCCACACCACCACCCCAUGCCUGGGCCAGGCAUGGGCGGUAGGUUCGGCGCCCACCCGGGCAUGCCCGGACCUGGUGGUAGAGGUCCGGGAGGUGGCAUGGGAGGGCGGGGACCGAUCUUUCCACCUGGGGGCAUGUGGGAUGGUAUGCCUGGUUCGGGAUCCCCGUUCCUGGGAGGUCCGGGAGGCUGGAUGGGAGGUCCGGGAGUAAGAGGCCCGGGCGGCCCUGGGUUUGGGCCGAACCUGAUGGGUCCGGGAGGAGGGGGAGGCAUGCCUGGGGGAGGAAGGGGCCUCAGAGAUAUGGGAGGGGUGGGGCAAUUUGGAGGGCCUAGGGAUAUCCAUAGAGUAGGUUCGGGAGAGAGGCACGGGGAGGGGAGGGGCAGAGGGGAGUUUUUGCGGGAUGGGGAGGGUCGGAGAGGGGGUGUUGGCGGUGGUGGGAGGGGGAUUUUAGGGGGGAUGGGUGUGGGUGGAAGGCGGGAGGGUGAGAGGGAGGAGAGAGAGAGGAUGGCUGGGGGGGUUGGGGCUGGGAGAAUGGGAGAGGAUGGUGGGUUGGGAAGGGGAGGUGGAGGGAAGGAGGAGGGAGGGGCAGGAGGGAAGGAGGGAGAGAUUCAGGAGGAGAAAGAGAUAGUGACAGGGAGGAAGGUGGAGGUGAGAGCAGUGGCGAGGCUGCUGGGUUCUCUACCUCUUGCUGCUGGUCUGGUGCAUGGGGAACUUUUAGCUAAGUGUUUGCAUGCAGCGGCAGCUGGGAAGGGAGAAGAGGGGGCGGCGGUAACAGGUGCUGGAGGAGGGGCGGGAGCAGGAGGGGCAGGGGUAGCAGGGGGAGCAGGGGCAGCGAGGGGAGCAGGUGCAGCAGGGGCAGCAGGGGCAGGGGCAACGGGGGGCCCUGCAGGAGGUUCACCUUUGCCCAUUCCUUCUGCUGCUACUGGUGCUGCUGCUACGGCUGGUGGUAUGGGUGCUGCUGGUGCUCUGGCAGCUGGUGCUGGUGCAGUGGCGCGUUUGCUGCCCUCUGCUGCUGCCGUACCAUCCUCUGCCGCAGCAGCCACUGCUGGGAUGUCUGGGCGUGCAACGGGGGGCGCUGCAACAGCAGAAGCGGGGGGAACGGCAGCAGGGGCAGGGGCAGAGGCGGCAUUGUCCCAUCUGCCUGCUGUUGAUUCAAACGCUGCCAAGGCGGUUCAGGGCGGUUCAGAUAUUUUUCCGUUUCUUCCCUCCAUUGCUCCUCGUCACCCUUGCCUGACGCUUCUCCCUUAUUGCCUCCCUCCCCACUCUCCACCCCACCACCACAACCCCCCUCUCUCCCCCUCUUCCCUAUCCUCCAUCUGCCCCCUUCCGUCCCUUCCAUCCCCUUCUCAACGCUUGCAGGCAUGUCUGUCUCGUAUUGUGCUCGCACCAGCCACUCACCCAUCGCCACCACAUCUAUCCACCAAUGCUGCUUCCUCCUCCUCACUCUUUUUCUCCCUACCUCCUGCCCUCCUCUUCUCAUCGCUGCCCCCUUCCAAUAAGCCACCAUCCAUCUCCCAUACAAGCUACUCCAUUACUGCCAAAUUCCUUCACUCUAGUGAAGUUCCGCCAGCAAGCAUGUCACUUCCUGCUUAUCUCGCUUCUCCACCGGUUGUGGAGUUUAACAAAGCGUCUGCCAGUGCACUUAGCAAAGUGCCAGCCUGGCAGCCACACACCGUACCACCGCCGCAGCAGGUUCGGAAGGCGUCCAAGCCUAAGCAGCAGGCUCAAGGCCGCCGUGCAAAGCCGAGGAAAGGGAAGAGAGGAGGGGGGGAAGGAGGAGCGGAGGAAGGAGGAGCGGAAGGGGGAGGGGGGGUUGGGAAUGUUCUCAAGUCGACUCAAAAAGAGGUGGGAAAGGUGAAGCGACAUAGGGUGGGGUCUGAAGGGGAGAAGUUGGAAGAGGAGGGCACAAGUAUGCUGCUAGAUAGGAUGGUGAAGCAAGGGGAGGAAGGAGAUUUGAAUGCUCUGCAGAAAGGCGGUAGUGGUAUUGGUGGGGGUGGGGAGGGAGUUGCUGUUGUUGGUGCUGGUGGGGGUCGGGGUGGGGGUGUCAGGAGCAGGGAGGAGGGAGAGGAGGGAGCAGGAGGUAGAGGAGGGAAGGGAUCAGGGAGUGUGGGCGGAAAUGCUGUGGGAAGGACAGGAGUAGUGCUGCGGAGAAGGUUGGUGAUUCGGCUCCCGAGAAUGACACUCUCUGCUCUUUCUUCCACUCACAGGGUUGCUGUUUCUGCUUCUCCUGCCGCUGCUGCUCCUGUUUCUGCUGUUCCUGCUCCUGCUUCUGUUUCUGGUGCCCCUGCUCGUGUGGCUGCUACCGCUACUGCUGGUGGUAAGUCUGGUGACAAUGCUGCUGCUGGUGGUAGUGAUGGUGCUGGUGGUGGUGGUACUGUUGCUGCUGGUAUUGCUCCUGCUGCUGGUGCUAGAACUAGGACCAGAGGCAGAAAGCAGCAGCAGCAGCAGCAGCAGCGGAGUGUUGAGGCUCCUAAGCAGGCACGAGGCAGGUGUGCUGCUAGCACAAAGCAGCAGCAGCGGGGUCGACAGCAGCAGCAUAAGGAAGAACGAGCAGAGGAAGAGCAGGCGCAGCAGCAAGGGAAACAGGAGCAGGAGGCGAAUGCGGAGGAACAGGAGCAGCAGGAGCAAGAGCAGCAGAAAGAGGACGAGGGGGUGGAGGAGCCUACCAGCUUGCCGGUUGCAGCCACAGACGAUGGUAAGGAGACAGGAGGUGAUUUUAAGACGACUGGUGGAGAUUGUACUGUGACAGAUGGCGAUGGUAGAGAGGAUGUGAGGCAGGCAGGUGAGAGGGACGAGGAGGAGGUUGGGAAGGGGGCUGACCAAGCUGUGGUGGAGGGGGGUGGUAGUUUGGCUUCCAGGAAGCGCAAGGCAGGUGCUGGUGAUGGUGGUGAUGGUGGUGGUGCUGGUGGUGCUGCUGCUGCUUCUGUUGCUGCUGGUGUUGCUGCUGGUAAGAAUGCUGGUGGUGGAGGGGGUGGAGGAGGAGCGAAGGUGGAGGGGGGGAAGAGUGGAGAGACGGGAGAACCAGGAGCAAAGCGGGAUGGUGGGGAGGAGGGAGACAAAGGAAAGGCUGAGAGGGGGGAUGAUGAGACAACCGAGAAGGGCAUUGGAGGGGAGGAGAAGGAGGAGAAGAGAGAAGAGAGGCAGGACGAGGGGGAAGGGCGUGAGGGAAAAUGCAGCAGGGAUGCAAUGGAGGUGGAGGGUAUGACAGGAGGGGGAAGUGGAGAACAAGGGGGGGAGCAAGGGGAAGAGAAAAGGGGAGAGAAUGGAGAAGAGAAAGUGGGAAAGAAAGAGGUGGAGAAAGGGGGAGAGGAGAUUCAAAUGGAAGGGGUAGGAGAUGAUGUGGUGGAGGUGGGAGUUGUGAGAACAUUAGGUGCGGGAACAAUGGGUGAUACAGCAGGAGGCAAGGGAGAGGAGAUGGAUGCGGUUGUUGAAGUGACUGAAAGGGGUGAAGAGGUGGGGAGAGAGGGAGGUGGCGAGAGAGGGAGAGGUGAGGAGCAGAUGGGUGCAGCUGAAGUGGCUGUUUCUGAAAUGGAUGUGACUGAGAGAGGUGUGAUUGAAGUGAGUGCAACUCAGGGCAAUGGGAUGUCGCAGGAAGUUUCCCAGGAACCUGCAGAAGGGCCCUCACAGGAGGUUUCAGAGGCAGGCGAAGGGGCAGAAGCACGGGCAGGCGAAGGGGCAGGUGAAGGAACAGCGGACGAAUCAGAAUUGUCGCAGGCGUCAGCAGGAGCAAGGGGGGCAGGGAAAGCGCGCAGCAGGGCAAGAGCACCCAGGGGCAAAGGCACGGGUGGGAAGAAAGGGAGGAAAGGUGCAUCUGGGGGAGGUAGAACUGCCCGGACAAGUGGGGGGGCUGCUGCUGUUACCUCAGCCGCACCUGAGGGGAUGUUGGGGGAAGGAGGAGAAGGAGACGGGGUAGGGGGAGGAGGAGGAGUGGCAGAGAAUGGGAGUGUGGAAGGUGACGAGGGGAAGGAGGAUGAGGAAGUGAGGAGGGAGAGGGAGGAGAGGGAGAGGAGGGAGAAGGAGGCGGAGAGGGAGAGGAUGAAAGCAAUGAAAGAGCAAGAGGCGAGGGACAGGGAGGAGGCGAUUAGGCUGGCGACGGUGCGGCAGAGCAGCAGAAUCAGGUCGAGGCAGACGGGGGGGAGCAAGUAG